Molecule: messenger RNA, 2103 nt
Organism: Pseudovirgaria hyperparasitica
Lineage: Eukaryota; Fungi; Ascomycota; Dothideomycetes; Acrospermales; Acrospermaceae
Product: PLP-dependent transferase
Exons: 1
Coding region: 264-1787 (507 amino acids)
Biological process (GO): carboxylic acid metabolic process
Molecular function (GO): carbon-carbon lyase activity; pyridoxal phosphate binding
Source: RefSeq, a predicted model, not a curated record
AUCAUGAUGAUUACAUGGUCUGCUAUGUUGCCGCAUGCAACUAUGAACGAGGUUAUCUGGAGUGCCUGCGUCCUGAAGUCUGUCUUAGCCGUGGAAACUGCCCGGCCGACACAAUUUGACUCGCGCUGAUCUAACUAAUUAUCAAUCUAUAUUGACCUUUAGAGGAAAUUACUCGAACGCUUUAACCCCUGGACAACGUUAUAUUGUCAUUAGUAUCAUCUCACUAUACUCACAGAAGACCCAUGACAACAUCAAUAUCGACCAUGCAGUCCUUACGAUCAUUCCCAAACGUCCAAUCUCUAAUCGACAGACUUCUCGAUAGUGCUGUUCCUGGCGAGGUUCUCCCAAGCCAGCAAACGCUUGCUGAAGCACGAAACCAGCUCUUCAAAACUCUACCAUCGAACGGCAUAGGUCUGGAAAGCACCAUUGAACAUCUGACCCGGUAUAUCAAACCAGCACUCAAUGGCAACAGCCUCACAGCUAAUUACUAUGGCUUCGUUACCGGAGGAUCCACCGCGGCAGCAUCUCUGGCAGACAAUCUAGCUACAUUGUAUGACCAGAACGUACAAGUCCAUCUGCCCAACGAAACAAUCGCCACUGACCUCGAGGACGCAGCAUUACGCAUGCUCUGUAGUCUCCUUUCUCUGAAUGCCGAGGAAUGGCCACAUCGAACCUUCACUACCGGUGCAACAGCCAGUAACGUGAUAGGUCUUGCAUGCGCCCGCGAGGCCGUCAUCUCCAAGCACCUCACAGCGAAGGGCGCAUAUUCCGUGUCAUGUGUUGGCGAGACUGGUCUGGUCAAAGCCAUGCGCGAGGCUGGCGUAGAGGACAUCCAAGUCCUAACGUCAGCACCACAUUCCUCCCUCAGCAAAGCAGCCAGCAUACUCGGCUUAGGAAGGUCAUGCAUUAAACUCAUCGGCCACGAGAACGCACCGCAUCUCAUAGACCUUGCCAAACUGGAAUCCGCGCUUCAAGAGCCCAAUGUUGCAAGUAUUGUGGCAAUAUCAUGCUCUGAAGUGAACACAGGCAAAUUCGCAACCCAUAGCGAAAGCCACAUGCGUGAGAUUCGCCACCUGUGCGACCGCUUCAAUGCUUGGGUACAUGUCGACGGGGCGUUCGGCAUCUUCGCACGACUCCUGACGGAUGCAGAUGACGCUUCUCUCAUCCAGGCUUCUUCCGGAAUCGAACUCGCCGACUCCAUCACCGGAGACGGUCAUAAACUCCUCAACGUUCCAUAUGAUUGUGGAUUUAUACUUACGCGUUCCCGUUCAAACGCUGAGCAGGUCUUUCAAAACCCGAACGCGGCAUAUCUCAGUGGAGGCGCAGCGAGCGACAUCGCAUCCCCCCUUAAUAUUGGCAUCGAAAACUCACGUAGGUUCCGUGCUCUGCCAGUCUAUGCGACUCUCGUGGCAUACGGCCGCCAUGGCUACGCAGAGAUGCUAGAGCGCCAGGUAAGACUGUCACGUGGCAUCGCGAAGUACAUAACAGAAAGUGCACACUUUGAGCUUCUGCCAGAGAGAACCGUAAAAGAAGGCAUCAAAGAUAGCUUCGAUGAUGUAUUCAUUAUCGUACUCUUCCGCGCACGAGAUGCAUCUUUGAACGAUCGGCUAGUGGAUCUGAUAAAAGCGACGGCAAAGAUAUACGUUUCUGGCACUGCAUGGAAGGGUCUGCCAGCAUGUCGUUUCGCCGUAUCAAAUUGGGCGGUUGAGCCAGAGCGUGAUCUCCAGCUGAUCACGUCGGUCCUUGAAGGCAUCGUACACGACUGGAAAAGUAGGACUGCUGCAUAAGUACCCGCUCGUGCUUCCAUACGUAAUCAUUAGCCUUGAUAGACACUACGCCAUAUACAUAAGAACCCCAACAAUAGCCACUCAUUGGACAGUUUCACUGUCAGCUGUGCCAUGGAAUCUCUCUGGAACAGAGUCUCCACUCUUAGCUUGUCUGCUUUCACGAGCCUGACGAUGGACCCUAUGUAGGGAUUCGCACCGGCCCGCUGACCAAGUUGACCUUUGCCGGCUGUGGUAAAGCGGCGUUGAUUGUAUUCCUCUGAACAUUGUAUGGUCAGGGCUGGCACCAAUCGCGGAGCUUGCACGACCGAGUGCGAUC